AUGUUUAUGAUUGCAAUUUUUUUGAUAAGGAAAGAUUUAAAUAAAAAAAAGAAAACCGAAUCUAUGUUGCAUCCUAGAGUGGAAAAAAUGAAAAUUGGGGAGAAAAGCGGAGAAUAUGAGUGUGAGAAGAAAAGGGGAGUAAUACGCACAGAAGUAUCAACUGGUGCCCAUGAAAACAACCCAAAAUACCUGUACAAGCAGAACGAUUUGAGUGGUAAGGAUAGGAAUGGCAGCAUUGAUUAUGUACACGCCUUAUCGGUAGAUACUGAAAAGAGUUGCGAGAACAGCCGCCUGCGCGCGGCUACGGACGGUACCGACUUGCAGCACAGAAAUAUGCGCUUGCACAUCGCUUUGAACGGCAAAAAGAAUGGAAACUGUGAGAAUAGACGUGAAUAUGCCUUUUUAGGCAAUAAUGGAAACUACCAGGCGAGUAAUCGCGUAAGUGUUGCGAUGUACAAGAGCGAGAGAAACGGUGUGCCUGGUAGGGAACCGCCCAGACAUUCAAGAUAUGAAAAAAUGCCGGUAAAUCGUUUUCUGAAGCCGUAUCUGGGCAAGCUGGAAUUCAUCGCUCCGCAUAGAAAGAGCUUUACAUUCACAAACGUAAAAUUCUAUGAUAAAGAAAAGAAAAUGCACAUUGAUAAAUAUGGAAGGAAUGAACCGUGUAUAAAACAUGGCAGCGGUCCUCCUUUGCCAAACGAAAGAUUCGGCAAAGUAAAUGCCACAAUAAAUUCGUACGAUCGAACACAUCACGCAAACCGCAGCUUUAUUAUUCAGGAAGCGGCACAAGCGCUGUUAAUUUUGAAGUACAACCACGAAAAAUAACAAUCACCUGUGAUCAGCAGACAAAAAAUAAAAAAUUGUUCAGCUAUGUCAAG
Vavraia culicis subsp. floridensis is the source of this 875-nucleotide messenger RNA. RefSeq lists its product as uncharacterized. The transcript has a single exon. NCBI's taxonomy places the organism in Eukaryota, Fungi, Microsporidia, Pleistophoridae. The record is from RefSeq and is a predicted model, not a curated record. Bases 1 to 822 code for a protein of 273 amino acids.